AUGACCAGCGAUGGCGCCGCCGCCGCCGCCCGGCCACCGGCGAGCCUCGCCGAGCACCGGCCGCCCGCCAAGGACGGCGCGGGCGCGAGAUCCAAGUUCAAGAUCAAGUUCCCGCGCAAGCAGCUGGCGGCGCUCACGUCGGCGCUCCGCUCGGGCACGCGCUCGGGCAAGAAGACGCUCGAGCUGGUGAUGGACGGCGACGAGACGUCGGACGGGGACGGCGACGGCACGCUGGCGAGCAUGAACCCCUAUGCGCAGGUCGACGGCGGCGGCCUGUCCCGACGGGCGCUCGCGGAUGCCGAGGGGGCCGACGGGCGGCCGAGGCCCGAGAACGGGGCCGCCGCAGGGCGCGGGGACGGUCCGGACGACGGCCCGGACGACGACGGGGCCCGCUGGGCAGAGGGCGCGACGGAGUCGGAGCAUCCGGUAACUUGGCCCGGGCGGAACGGAGAGGGCGAGUCGCCCGCCGGCGCCGAGGGGUUCCCCGCCGCUGGGAUGGUGGCCACCGCUUCCCCCGAGGCCGCUCGCGCCAAGCCGCUCGCUAAGCCCAAACCUCCUCUGCUGCCAAAACCCAGCUUCGCUCCCGAGCAGCCGCUGCAGAACGGCAAGUCGGCGUCGUCGGCGUCGUCGGUGCCGGGGACGGCCGAGCCGACUUCCCAGCCAUCGACUCCCCGGCAAGGACAGAAGGCGAUGCGCGUCCUCCACAGCAUCACGAGCAGCGUGCGUCAAGUCAGCAAGAGCAGCAGCGGCGGCGGCGGCAGCGGCGGCGCUGGACCUCCCACUGCUUCCCCGCAACGCAAGAACAAGGCCUGAGCCUCGCGGUGUGCGCCACAAACGAUCGAUGUUCUGCUCGCGGAACCGUUGCCUGGCCGCGCAGUGACGCCGCCGCGCGCCGGCCAUUGCGUGGCGUACUCCGGUCGUUCCGCUCGACUUCACCGCCUGGUUUGGUUUUG
Molecule: messenger RNA, 953 nt
Organism: Lethenteron reissneri (Far Eastern brook lamprey)
Lineage: Eukaryota; Metazoa; Chordata; Hyperoartia; Petromyzontiformes; Petromyzontidae
Product: sickle tail protein homolog
Source: RefSeq, a predicted model, not a curated record